AUGGCAGAUACCCCCCAGACAGACCACCAAGACCAGAAAGCCCUCACAUCAUCGUCAAACACACCUCAUACUGGGACUCCUCUAGGUCCACCCACCACAAACCCUCGUCCAUCUCAAAAAGUGACAGAAGCUGUUCGCACAUAUCGCCCAUCCAAGAGAUUCAAGCUUUCAAAACACGAAAAUUCUCACAUUACGUCCCUCGAUUUCGACGACAAGGGCGAGUUUGUUGUGGCAGCCUGCGAAGAUGAAACGAUUCAAGUCUACGAUGUAAUUGAGGGCAAGAAUACGAAGAUCGUUCCCAGCAAGAAAUACGGUGCUCAUCUGGCCCGUUUUACCCACCACCAACGCCAGGUGCUUCAUGCCAGCACCAAAGUCGAUGAUUCCCUUCGUCUACUAGACUUGCACCAGGAAAGCUAUCUUCGAUAUUUCACCGGUCAUACAGAUAAAGUCACGUGCCUGGAACUCUCGCCUGCGAACGACGCAUUUAUUUCAUGCUCCAAAGACAAUACUAUCGCUCUCUGGGAUCUCAAAUCUCGGAACAUGCAAGGCAAAUUAGAGCUUGCAACUCCAUACCUCGUCGCCUUUGAUCCUUCAGCGUCCGUCAUUGCCCUUGCAUCUCAGUCAACAUCUUCGGUGCUACUUUACGAUUUCCGUAACUACGAUAAAGCACCGUUUGCUACAUUUGACCUCGCGCCUCUGGAAGAACGGUACACCCCGACUACUCGCGGAAGACUGUGGUCACGACUGGAAUUCUCUAAUGAUGGUAAAAACCUUCUCGUCGGCACAGAUUACCAUGGCCACUUUGUGCUGGAUGCAUUUGAAGGUCACCUGAAUGCCUUCUUGGUUGGCAAGAAUGGAUCGAGCGGCAGAGCGGCCCCUGUCUCCAGUUCCGGACGACCUCUAGGCCAGGGAGAUGCCUGUUUCACUCAAGAUGGGCGCUUUGUUGUUGGUGGAGCAGGCGACAAGAAUGAAGUUCUCGUUUGGGAUACCCAGCAGAAACCAGACUCUGGACAAUACUUGCAGCCGUUGACCAGCCUGACUUCCAGAGGACGUACCGCUGUCAUCGAGAUUAAUCCAAGAUACAACAUGAUGGCAACCGCGGAUAAAGACAUUCUGUUCUGGCUGCCAGACGACGGAGUCAAAACUUCGUAG
Messenger RNA from Talaromyces marneffei, 1152 nucleotides. RefSeq lists its product as uncharacterized. Gene Ontology annotation, molecular function: chromatin binding; protein binding. NCBI's taxonomy places the organism in Eukaryota, Fungi, Ascomycota, Eurotiomycetes, Eurotiales, Trichocomaceae. Gene Ontology annotation, cellular component: Set1C/COMPASS complex. The record is from RefSeq and is a predicted model, not a curated record. The coding region runs from base 1 to 1152 and encodes 383 amino acids. The transcript has 3 exons.